UCCGUCCUAAACUUUGGGCAACAUGGCCAACCUGAAUCAGAUGGAUAAAGACUCUAAACGAGGUGUAAACUGUCCAGCAACAUCAGAUGUGAUUAAUCGCUCGGUUAAUGGUGAGACUCCGGCUGCUCCGUGUUUAAUCCCGUGUUUUGCAGAAGCGUGUAAGCUGUCAUCAGCUCAGUACUCGUGUUUGGUGCUGCACACUCACCGCAGACAUGUGGCUCUGCCGCCCAUGCACCUGCACAAGAAGAGAACUGGAAUUCAACAAGAACUCAACGCUGAACUCUUAAAAUAUUCUAACAGUUUAAAAGGAGUGCCUUUGGCCUACGACGACAUAAAGAUUAUUGGAGAAUGUGGGGACAUUUUAGAUGACCAAGGCUACAUUCACCUUAACAUCGAGGCAUCUUUUGUGAUAUUUAAACCAAAGAAAGGAGAAAAACUAUUGGGUGUGAUAAAUAAAGUAGGAAUGGGUCAUGUGGGUUGCUUGGUGCAUGGCUGCUUUAAUGCCAGCGUGAUAAAACCAGCUCAGCUGACUGUCGAGCAGUGGAGAGACUCAGGCCUGAAGGUGGGGGACAGUUUGGAGUUUGAGGUGUUUCAGCUGGAUGCUGAUGUGGCUGGAGUUCUCUUGAUCAGGGGAAGAUUGGACAAAUCCAGGAUGCAGGAGCUUGUUGAUUCCUUCAGCAGUACAGACACAGUGGAACAGGGUGAAAACGGGGCAACUGAACCAGCUACUGAACCAGACUUGAACGCAGCUGAAGAAACAUUGGACAACACUGGAAUUUCAAAACAGAAGAAAAAGAAGAAGAAAAAAGACAAAAUGGACAGAGAGAUAACAGAGGACGUGAACAAUAACCAGACAGACAAUGUGUUUACCAACAACGGUAAUGAGAUGGAGAUAGACACCAUUUCCACCAAGGAGAAAAAGAAGAAGAAAAAGGAUAAGACAAGGAAAAUUGAUGAAGAGCUGCCGUGCCCCACCACAGAUCUUCCAAACAGUGACUCUAGCGGCUACAUCAGUGAUAAGAGCAGUAAAAAGAGACAGGCCCAGGAUGUUGAGGGACUCCAAGAUGACAUCCCUCCUGCUAAAAAGAAGAAAAAGAUUAAGUGAUUUAUGAUUUCAUGCUGAUUUGAUGAAUGACAUUUUAACUUUUAUCUGAGUGUGCCUGAUUCUCUGCCAGUGACAAUACACUGUAUGGUCAAAAAUAUUCAGACACCCCUCCUUAUUUUUUAAUUCAUGUGUUUCAGCCACAGCAGUUGCUAACAUGUGUAAUUAAACCCUUUCCAGUUCCAGCAUGAGUGUACACCUGUGCAGAAAGCACAGUCUAUAAAGAGAUGAAGACAAACUUGGUUUAAAGAAACUCCAGUGGCCUGACCUCAGCCCCACUGAACAGUGGAUUGAACUGGAACAUCAAUUAACACUUUAUUGACCAACACCAGAGUCCAGCUACAAAUUCCCGGUUUUAAUGCUGUUUUUAAUGCAAUGUCCAACAAGCUCAUGGUCAGGUGUCCAACUACUUUUGGCCAUAUAGUGUAUAUGAUAAUGCAAUAAAUAAAUAAAUAAAAUAGUGAGUGUCAAUGUCAGUUUGACAUUUUCAUGGCAUGUUGACAACAGCAUGUUGACGCCCCUCAGACAUCCAUUUACAUAAUUUAUUAUAUGAAUCGGUCAGAACACUUGAGUACAAAUUGAAAACAAUUUCUUUGUUUCUAGUAUAGAAUUUUCCUCUUUUGUGGAAGGUCUUCAUGUGCAGUGUUUAAAAAGUGCAAUCACUUUACAUGCUUGUGUGUAAAAUGAACAAUAGCAAAAAGAUUUAAUCUUUACUUUAUUAUUUUAUUGUAGUACAGAAGGAUGACAUGACAUUGAGAGAUGACCAGCAGCUUAAACUUUAGUGAUCACAUUUUUCUACAAGAUAUGGCAUGUAGUAAAGACAAGUUGUCUUUAUCAAAUACAGUCCCCUUUAUUGGCACACUUGGUAAAGAUGAGUAAAAACACAAAUGGCUAUAAGCCUAAUCACUAAGAAAAAAAACAACUUUUAAUAGAUGUAAAUUGGGGGAAAAAAAAUCAAGUAAAUUAUAUAUGUUUAUAUUGCCCCCUUAAUGUAGUUCUUUGUAUAGCAUCUCUUUGCUUAUUAAACAAGCCAUAGGCUAGUGGUUAAGGUACUGGACUAGUAAACAGAAGGUCGCUGGUUCAAGCCCCACCACUGCCAAGUUGCUGCUGUUGGGCCCUUAACCCUCAAUUGCUCAGACUGUAAACUGUAAUGUAAGUCGCUUUGGUUAAAGGCGUCUGGUAAAUGCCUAAAAUAUAAACUAUAAAUAUAAUAUAAAAUAUAACAUAAAUAUAAUAUAAAAUAUAUAAAUAUAAACAAAAUUUAGUCAUCUCUUGUAAGGUUGGACUAUACAAAGCAGGAACUUUGAGACAAUUUUUCUUCAAGUCUCUCUGGAUCAUUCUAGGUUCUUUCAGGCACCUUUCUAUUUAUCUCACCCCACAUGUUUUCUUUGGAGUCAAGAUUGUAGGACUAAGAUGGCCUUGGCAGAAGCUUGAUUUUGUGUUCAAUUAACCAUUUUUGUGUUGAUCUAGACAUACACUUGGAUCAUUGUCUUGCUGGAAGAUCCAAUGACGACCCAUUUUUAGUUUCUCGAUGAUGCCAUGUACCCUAAUUAGGUUCUCACAGUCUUUUGGAGGAAAGAGAACCCAGCGUCUUUUUUUUUUGCAAAAACAAACUAAACCUUCUGACCACAGCAUGCUUCCACUAUCUUUUGGACUAUCUGUGGUGAGCUUGGGCUCUGAGAACUGCAUAGAGUUGAUGUAUGGCUUUCUCUUUGUGUAAAAGAGGCUUUGCAUUUAUUAAUGCAAUGGAAUGGUGGACUGUGUAAAGUGACUGGUUUUCUGUCCCCUCAAAGCUCAUGUGGCUUAAAUAUUACAUUAUUUGCAAUCCUACCUUGAAAAAUAAUUGCCAAUUCUGUUUUGAAGUUUGACACAUUGGUGAGCUACAACUUAUCAUUGCUUGUGAACUGAUCGUUUGGAGGAUCAUCUUUUUAUACCCCAUCAUGAGUCCGUCACAUGUUGCCAAUUCACCUGCUCAUUGUGGAAUGCUGUAAUUUAAAUAUCCUGUAAAUAUUUCUUUAUCAGAAACAGAAACAGGGUUUGUAAAUUAUAGUUGUGCAGACAUCCACUGUUGGCUGAAUGAAUACAAACCUGUGAAUUGAAUAAUAAGACAAAAUUGGAUUGUUGGACAGUGGGUUAUUUCUAAUGAAAUAUGUGAAUUAGCCUUGACACCUCGAUUGAAGUUCCUAUUUCACCAAUAGAGGACAGUGUUGAGUUUUCGGAGUGGUAUUCCAAGUGCAAGGCUUUGUGUACUCGGCUGUGAGCCAGGCUGCUUCAAAUCAGACAGUAUUUAAGUGUUUUCAUGUAAAAUGGUUUGUCUAAUGAUUAAAGACAUAUUUCAUUACAA
Messenger RNA from Trichomycterus rosablanca, 3446 nucleotides. It is a transcript of the gene polr1f, whose product is annotated as RNA polymerase I subunit F. NCBI's taxonomy places the organism in Eukaryota, Metazoa, Chordata, Actinopteri, Siluriformes, Trichomycteridae. The transcript is spliced from 4 exons. Bases 23 to 1105 code for a protein of 360 amino acids. The record is from RefSeq and is a predicted model, not a curated record. Gene Ontology annotation, cellular component: RNA polymerase I complex. Gene Ontology annotation, biological process: DNA-templated transcription initiation; DNA-templated transcription.